Messenger RNA from Xenia sp. Carnegie-2017, 1375 nucleotides. RefSeq names its product integrin alpha-4-like. Gene Ontology annotation, molecular function: integrin binding. The coding region runs from base 8 to 1297 and encodes 429 amino acids. The record is from RefSeq and is a predicted model, not a curated record. Gene Ontology annotation, biological process: cell-cell adhesion; integrin-mediated signaling pathway; cell adhesion mediated by integrin. Gene Ontology annotation, cellular component: external side of plasma membrane; integrin complex. The transcript is spliced from 14 exons. NCBI's taxonomy places the organism in Eukaryota, Metazoa, Cnidaria, Anthozoa, Malacalcyonacea, Xeniidae.
UAACACUAUGGGGGCAAGAUUUGGAUGGUCCAUAACACGCGCAGGAGAUCUUAAUAAUGAUGGGAUUUUAGAUUUCAUUAUUGGAGCACCUCAAGAUCAACCAGAUAUUGACGGAGAUGGUUUUGGCAAUGGCGCCAUAUAUAUUUAUCAUGGACGUAGGGAUGGUAUAUUUAACGAUUAUCAGCAGAAAAUAACGGCCGAAACAGUCAAGAAGUUUUAUCCUAAUUUUCAGCAGUUUGGAUACUCUCUUGCGGCUAUGGUUGACACUAACAAUGAUCUAUAUCCAGAUAUUGCAGUCGGAGCAUGGAAAAGUGAUAGAGUUCUUUUGCUGAGGACUCGCCCAAUAAUGAACUUGGACGUUUCAUUGACUUUAAGCAGGAAGGAGAUACUUGUGGAAAAUUAUACCGUAUUCUGUCCCAACAGUUCUAUACAAUGUUUGGAUGUUACAGUGUGUUUCCAAUACAUCGGCAAAAGUGUCUCUGGUCCUUAUGAAAUUCAAUACCAGUUCGAUUUGGAUUAUCAAACAUUGCAAAAUUUUAAUAAGAGAGUGUAUUUUAAUGAAUCAAAAAAUAAAAUUUACUCCAAGCGUGAUAAAAUAGAACUUCCAGGCAAGAAUGUUACGUCGUGUGUGGAAUUCACUCAGAUUCAUGUUGAAGAAAAGAAUCUUGUGGACCGAUUGAGGCUUGGAGCCAACAGCAUCGGUUUCAAAAUAAAUUACAGUCUAAUUUUACCACCAAACUGCGAAAAUACGACUUUAUGUCCAGUUUUGGAUACAAGUAAAGGCUCUGUUAGAACGGAACAGGCUACCAUUAUUGUGAAUUGUACUGACAACGAAUGCAAUUAUGAUCUCAAAACGACAAUAAGUGUUGAUGAAAAUGAAAUAAUUAUUGGUGAAACCAAUUCCAGAAAAGUGACUGUUGAACUCAGCAGUUCUGGCGAAGUUGCGUACAAUCCUACCAUUGCAUUAACUCAUGACCCGUCAUUACAAUAUGAAGAUUUCGAUGUAUCCGAUAGAUCUUUUAGAAUUGUGCCAGAUGCAACACUAAGUAGACCUGAUUACGAUUUGUUUCAACUUCAAGGACCCCUUAAUCCAAAUCAAAAGGUGACACUGGAAAUUACAUACUCGACCACCGCUGUAGUUGGUAAAAAAAAGAAUCUGGAAAUUUUUGUUAGGGUGAACGCGCUAAGCGGAAGCGAGAUUAAUGAUGAAAAUAACAACGCCACCAUUUCUAUGAUUGUCAAGCGCAAUGUCAGACUAGAAAUUACCGGGUUGCAAAUCAAGGUGAAAGUGAUUUAGAAGAUGUGAAACUUCAUAUAAGCGUCCCUCUAACCGAAAAAGACAAGGAAUUCAAUUAUCUUCUGUAUCCUGUCAGUA